This is a messenger RNA of Trichomonas vaginalis G3, 1725 nucleotides long. RefSeq lists its product as uncharacterized. Lineage: Eukaryota; Parabasalia; Trichomonadida; Trichomonadidae. The record is from RefSeq and is a predicted model, not a curated record. The coding region runs from base 1 to 1725 and encodes 574 amino acids. The transcript has a single exon.
AUGUUCCACAGAUUGUACACUCAUCCAAAAAUUGGUAUCACUCUUUUCUUUGUUUUCUGGUUCAAUCUAUAUAAUCACAUUUCGGCUACAUUUGUUUUAACGAAAAAGAAAGUCGGAGAUCCAUUAACAUACUCAGAUAUUUUAAUUUUUUUAGUUUCAGGAACUUUCGAAUCCGUGACACCUUAUUCAAGAAUGUUAGUUGUAUACUUUGGUGCAAGUCUAUCACUUGCGAUCAUCCUAAUGUUCUUUUUAUCAACGAAUUUCUCAUUAAAAUACAUUAGUUUCAAUGUUAAAGUAAUUUGUCGAUCAUUCUUCAUUGUAUUCACAGUAUACUGUACGUUCAUCAUUACAGCGUUUAUUAAUUCCUAUUCUCUUGCAGGAAUAAAAGCAUAUACGAUUCCUCUUACUGUUGCAGCAGUUUUACAUGUUCUAAUCUUAAUAGUCUUCUUUGUUUUCUGUAUUAUCAGUUCGAAAUCAUACAUGCAGAUCAUUCAUCCUCUUAUUUGCAAUUGUCCGAGACAUGCUUUAGCUUUUUACUUCUAUAUCGUAGGAACAUUACAUACUUCAUCAUAUGUCCUUGAUGGGAGCAAGAUUUGCCUAUCAAUUUCCCUUGGAAUUUCGAUAUUUACUUCAUUUUAUUUAUUUGUCUAUCCAAUCUACGGAUAUCGCCUCCAAAACAUUGUCUCUUUAACAAUGGUACUAUACAAUGCGUUUGGAAACGCUUUUAUGCUCACUUUUCCUCAAUUUCGAAUUUAUGGAUUAUAUUUAAUCAUUCCAGCGUUAUUUAUCUCAUUAAUCCAUAAUUUCUUGAUAUAUCCAACCAUUAUCUACAAGUUAUUUAAAGCAGAUCGCUUCCAAAUCGCUUAUAUCAUUGGAUAUAAAAAGAAAAUCUUCAAAGAAUUGGACAAUUUCACCGACAAAGUGAUGAAACAGACAUCACCAUCCAAACUGAGGUAUAUUUUAACUGCUGCUGUCUAUUACGACCAUCCAAGACUUCAAAAUAUUUCUAAGAUCAUUUUGCAAGCGAAUUCUGCAGAUUUAGCGGACAAUUUCAUCAUAUGGGUUGCGUACGAGCUGUUAAAUACUCACGCAGGUAAGUUGCCGGACCAAGAAAAGCAAUUAUUACAAAAUUUAUUUGAUGAUGUCAAGAAACAUGAGAAACAACUAUGGAAAUGUGCAUGGUUGAACUACUACGUGAUAUUACCGAAGAUUACAGCACAAAUUGGACAUGCAAAGGCAUUAUAUAAUUCUGUAUAUGAUUUAUUUAAGACACAUUAUCCAAAAAUAGAAGAUUUUGGUCAUCCAAGGUUUGACAAUGGCAACCACGCUAAAGGAAUCACAAGAACAUUCAAAAUUUUCAAUUUUUACGUUUUAAUUUUGAUAAUUUUGUUUGGAUUUCUUCACUGGAACUAUUUGAAGGCUGUUUUGAACGAGUCAACACAUCUUAAUGAUACUCUAAAUAUCCAGUACCUUGCUGAAUCUGUUUCUUCUUAUGAAAUUUUAUCAUUAAAUAAUUUGAAUCAAAAUUUUGACUUUGACAAGAUCAAACAACGAUUUAAUGCAUUAGAAACAAUAUCACAGCAUUCGCAGAGUGUUUAUCAGUUUAUUCAUCAAAAUAAUUUGAAAAUUUCUUUUGAAAACAUGAAUUUUACUGAAAUAUUUAAUGGUUUGAACAAUUCAUUAUAUAACUAUGCAGAUCUUUGUUACAAAGAGACAUUUAAGUAG